Messenger RNA from Trichoderma atroviride IMI 206040, 1007 nucleotides. The record is from RefSeq and is a predicted model, not a curated record. NCBI's taxonomy places the organism in Eukaryota, Fungi, Ascomycota, Sordariomycetes, Hypocreales, Hypocreaceae.
CUAAUGCUCUAUUAUACUUCAUCUUUUUCUUCCUUUCGUCCAUUGAAGCAACAGCCGAACCGGCAAACUCGUUGAAUGAUGACAUUUCUUGACACCUUGUGGAAACCGACAAGGUUAGACGAAAUGCCGAGGUGGCAGUCCGAACGACCCCAUCCCAUCGCAUUCCCCAAAUGCUACUCUACCCUACCCAGGACUCACCAUCCCACAUGCCCACCGAUCUGCUUCCAUCAGCAUCAGCCACCGCGUUUGAGGCGAAUCUAAUGCGGCAGGGCGACGGGAGACGCUGCCGAGCCGGCCUGACUCGACUCUCUCGCUCCACUGCCCGUCUUUUUUAGGAAUUGAUGUCAAAUGCUACUAGUAGGUAUACUGCACUAUGUAGCGCCGAAAGGAGACUUUUUUUUUUUUUUUUUUUCUUGCGAGGGGGGCCAAAAUAGGCAAUUUGGCUUUUUCUUUCUUUUCUUACAGGCACCUUGACAAACAUUUAAAAAAAAUGAAAAAAAAAAGUAGCGAGUCUAGACAAGGCAGUUCGUUCGCCGUAUUACUUGCCAUCUCGAGAGGAUGGCCCGGCAUUACACACAUGCUCCCUCUGUACACCCAACCACCAACUACACGUGGCUGCGAUGAUUAUAUUAUAACUUGCUCAGGGCGCAACUUCGGAUUCAGCGGCCCAGACGGGACAACUUCAGCGCCUUGUAUACACUGCAAUGCAAGCAUGAAGUAUAAAAUUCUCCUUGUCCCUUUGAUUCUUAACACCGACGCCCUAUCAGAUCCGCAAUCGUAAUCGCCGGCGUGCCGCUGUCGUUGGUUCAAGGGGCCAACAAAAAAGAGGAUUGACUGAUCGCUACCGUGCCAUGCGGCAGAGAAGUUGUGGAACUUUUUCAGCUGCGUUGGAAGUUCAAAGACCACAAAAAAAAUCACGUAACUCUGGACUUUGGCACAUUCAUGCCAGUUACAAACCUACUGUACUUGCUGCAGUGCACUGUUUGGGCUACCCCCCUGUAGUUGUA